AAACAAUAUUGCACUUCCCAACGCGAUGGUCUUUGCUGAUUUGCCACAGGCUGUGGUAGUGUCUGGAGCCGGGUGCGAGGAGGCGAAUGGAGUAUACAGGGCCACAGAGAAGGAGUACUGCGAAGCUCCAGUCUACGAACAUGCUGAUCGAGGACAGGAACUCAAGAUCACCAGGGAACCGCACAAGAACGCGAAAACAGGUGCAGUAAAGUACGGGUGGCUGCUUGGCAAAAGUGGUCAGCCUUUGUACGGUGCAAGAACAGAGUCCUUGACAGUUCCGGCCUCUGGCUGGAAAAAGUUUGGUGGUGACGAGCCCAUCCCAGCCAUCAAGGUGUUGCUGCACAUGGACGAAGUCUUUUUCUUCUCGGCUGAUGAUUCCAAGCUUGCAGGGGAUGAUGCUAUGGAGCAAAAGGACUGGCAAAGUGCAAUCCAACACUACACGGCUGGGAUAGACAUGCUCAAGCAAACUACUGACCGCUUAAAUGAAGGUUUCCGAAGCCGUGCUUGCCUGCUGCUGACUCAGAGGGGAACUGCCCAUUUACAGCUGAAGGAGCCCAAAGCGGCACUGCGAGAUGCUGUGGCUGCCAUGGAUUUGGAGCACUCGGCUGCAGAGGCCCUGGCCCUGGAUGCUCUCACAGAGCUUGGAUUCAAGGAUCUCUCCCACAAGAUUCUGGAACCUGUGGGCUCCGGUCAUAUUUUGGAUCCUGCAGCUCCCCUGGUGCUCAGAUGUGUUGACAGAUGGGUUUCCGAGAUUGUGAAUCAUUUCUCAGAGGCUGAUGCAGAUACUGAGCUUCCUAUGCCGAUCCAUAUGCCGUCAGACAGGUACUUGGAUGGAUUAGAUGAGGAAACUCGAGCAGCAGUCAUCAAGAAAUACAUUCCUGAUGAGCCAUUUGGAGGCACUGCUGUGAUUUCAAAUCCAACGGAGUGCCUUGAGCUCAUGAAAAAAUGGGAAGAGGUGUUCUCUGGUAUGGAGUUUCAGUCCCGGAGAAAGGCGUUGUGGGAUCGACGAGACCUCUCCUUUCCUCAGCGAAUGAUGGAGACCAGGUGGGGUCCAUGUUGCAGAAGAAAUGGCAGAAGAUGCCAGAGCUCGAGAGCUCAAGCUUUGACACAGAACAGCUGCGACAGCAUCUUGGCAACUUCUCAGGAAUGUGGGAAUUGUGGGAUGGGAGACAUGCGUUACAACAUGUUACAGCCGUUGAGGACCAUGGUCGCAGAGAGCCUUGCGAAAGUGCUGGAGCCAAUGGGAUUUGCUCCUGGCAGGCCUGGCCUGGCGCGAUGCGUCAAGCAGAUGCAGAUCCACUGGUCCACGGACAAGAACUGCGCCAACAAGGCUCUGGAUCUGGAAGAGAUGGCAGAUGUGAGCCUUGCUGACCUCGAGUAAAAUCAAAAGAUUCUAAAGAGCAAAAA
Molecule: messenger RNA, 1407 nt
Organism: Cladocopium goreaui
Lineage: Eukaryota; Dinophyceae; Suessiales; Symbiodiniaceae
Source: the annotation of a GenBank genome assembly